GUCAACAGUGACGCUGACCCAGUCAGAGGUCGAUUUCCACUUUAACCGAGUUUUCAUUUCGUGCUGCCGCUGGAACACAAGCCAAAAAGGUAUUGAUCAGAUCAGAUGCCAAGUCUGAGAAAGCACGCGUGUGGCGCAUUGCUGAAGCAAGCGGGAUGUGUCAAAGUAAACUCGCCCGUUAACAAGUGCGGACGAUGCACAUUGUCUUCUACAGUUCAUGAUCUCGUCAAAGAUGGUAGCAGCUCAUACUUCUGCCCAUUCAUCGCCGUCUACAGAAUGGAUAGUCUGUCUCGAUAAACGACCCGCAGAGCGCUCUGGAGAAGAUGUGGACAUUAUCAUGGCCAGACUAAGGAGUGUGAAAGCAUUUGAGAAGUUCCAUCCCAACCUACUACAGCAGAUCUGCCUGUGUGGCUUCUAUGAGUGUCUGGAGAAAAGCAUAACAUUGUACAGACAGGGCGAUAUUGGCACCAGCUGGUAUGCUGUCCUCUCUGGAUCGCUUGAUGUUAAAGUCUCUGAAACUGCAAACCAUCAGGAUUCGCUCACUAUUUGCACCCUGGGCAUUGGGACAGCAUUUGGGGAGUCUAUUUUGGACAACACACCACGUCACGCCACCAUCGUAACGCGAGAGUUCAGUGAACUGCUACGUAUCGAGAAGAAGGAGUUUAGGACCCUGUGGGAGAAGUAUCGGCGGUGCAUGGCUGGUCUCCUGGCCCCUCCCUAUGGCGUCAUGGAAAGCGGCUCCAGCUCUGACAGAAUGUCUGAGAAAGAAAAACUGGGCAACUGCCUCGGCUCAGUGUCCAAACAUCUGAAUCAGGUACCAUCGGAGAAGAUCCUGUGGGCCGGUAAGGUGCUCAGGAAUGCCAUUCUCUCCCGAGCACCUCACAUGAUCCGAGACAGGAAGUACCACCUGAAUACGUACAGGCGGUGCUGUGUGGGCACGGAGCUGGUUGAUUGGCAGAUGCAGCAUGGCUCCUGUGUUCACUCACGAGUUCAGGCAGUGGGGAUGUGGCAGGUGCUCCUGGAGGAGGGAGUGCUCAACCACGUGGAUCAGGAGCUGAGUUUCCAGGAUAAGUAUCUGUUCUACCGCUUCGUGGACGACGAGCAGGACGACACGCCUCUCCCCGGUGACGAGGAGAAGAGGGAGAGUGAUGAAGAGCUGCAGGACAUCCUCCUCCUCCUCUCUCAGAUGGGCCCAGACGCACACAUGCGCAUGAUCCUUCGAAAACAGCCUGGCCAGAGAACAGUAGAUGAUUUAGAGAUAAUUUAUGAAGAACUGCUGCAUAUAAAAGCUUUGUCACACCUCUCCACUACAGUGAAGAGAGAAUUAGCAGGUGUCCUCAUUUUUGAGUCCCAUGCGAACGCAGGAACUGUCUUGUUUAAUCAGGGCGAGGAAGGAACCUCAUGGUACAUCAUUCUGAAGGGCUCAGUUAACGUGGUCAUCUAUGGGAAGGGCGUGGUGUGCACACUGCAUGAGGGGGACGACUUUGGGAAGCUGGCGCUGGUCAAUGAUGCGCCACGGGCAGCGUCCAUCAUCCUGAGAGAGGACAACUGCCACUUCCUGAGAGUGGACAAAGAAGACUUCAACAGGAUCCUUAGGGACGUAGAGGCAAAUACAGUACGACUGAAGGAACAUGAAGAAGAUGUUUUAGUUCUUGAGAAGAGCAGCAUCAGAAGUUCCAGCCAUGCCGGCUCCUCGCCUCUCAAGUACACUGUGAUGUCAGGAACGCCGGAGAAGAUCUUGGAACACUUCCUGGAGACCAUGAAAUUAGAUUCCCAGUUCACAGAGUCAGAUCCAGCGCUGGACGACUUUGUGCUCAUGCACUGUGUGUUCAUCCCCAAUACUCAACUCUGCCCCCUCCUCAUGGCCUACUACCAUGGGCAGGCGUCUCGGGGUAGCGAGGAGGAGCGGCGGGACUACGCUCUGAACAACAAGCGCAGGGUGGUCCGCCUGGUACUGCGGUGGGCCGCCAUCAACACGGACCACCUGCAGGAGGAGGAGAGCUCGAUGGCCUUCCUGCAGGAAUUUUAUAUGUCAGUAUCUGAAGAUGCCAGCCACAUUCCUGUGCUCAGAGAGCAACUCCCUGAACUGGAGAAAGUCCUCGAGCAGAAUUCCGAAGAUGGGAAGCACUCUCGGAGAAAGCAUAGAGUCCUCCUCCGCCAGUUCAGCAUGGGAGACGAGAAGCUGCAGACACGACAGCCAAUCAAGAGCACAGAUGAAAUCCUGUUUAAGGUGCACUGCAUUGACCACACCUACACCACCAUCCGGGUGCCUGUCUCCGCCUCUGUCAGAGAGGUGGUGGCUUCUGUAUCUGAUAGACUGGGCUCGAGAGAUGACCUUCUCCUGGUACACGUCAGCUCAGCGGGUGACAGGAUGGUGCUGAAGUCUAAUGAAGUGUCCAUCUUCUCCUCUCUCAGCAUUAACGCUCGUCUGUUUGUGUGCUCCAGGGAACAGCUGGACUCUUUGACUCCACUGCCAGAGCAGGAGGGUCCAUCAAUUGGUUCUUUACCCACCUUCGAGUUAAUGAGCUCCAGAGACCUAGCCUACCAGAUGACUCUGUACGACUGGGAACUCUUUAACUGUGUGCAUGAGCACGAGCUCAUCUACCACACGUUCGGGCGGCAGCACUUCAAGAAGACCACGGCCAACCUGGACCUCUUCCUGCGCCGCUUCAACCAGCUCCAGCUGUGGGUGGUGACAGAGGUGUGCCUCUGUACUCCCCUCGGCAAGCGCGUCCAGUUGCUCAAGAAGUUCAUCAAGAUCGCUGCACACUUUAAGGACUUCAGGAAUCUGAACUCAUUCUUUGCCAUUAUUAUGGGAUUAGGUAAUCCAGCUGUAGGCCGACUUAGUCAGACCUGGGAGAAACUUCCCAGCAAAUUCAAGAAGUUUUAUGGAGAGUUUGAGAACCUGAUGGACCCCUCUAGGAAUCACCGCGCGUACCGACUUACGGUGGCCAAGCUGGACCCUCCCCUCAUCCCCUUCAUGCCGUUGCUCAUUAAAGACAUGACUUUUACUCAUGAAGGCAACAAGACAUUUAUUGACAGUUUGGUCAACUUUGAGAAAAUGCGGAUGAUCGCCAGCACGGUCCGAAUAAUGAGAUAUUGCAGAAGCCAGCCUUUCAACUUUGAAGCUCCUCAGGCCGCUAAGAACCACCAAGAUGUCCGGAGCUAUGUCCGUCAAAUUAGCGUGAUCGACAACCAGCGUACCUUUUCGCAGCUUUCUCACAAGCUGGAGCCCCGGAGGACCUAAUCCUUCCUCCCCACUAAAGCACUACAGUAUCCACGCUGCUUCACCGCUGCCGAUUAAUAAGCUAGCUGCAUAUGUGAGAAGUACACAGAGCUCUUCCUCCCAACGCUGCGUAUGCCGUCUCCAGGACAUGCUCGCCUUCUGUUCAUUUAACUGCAUUUCGAAAGUUCCAAGGACUUACAACAGAACACCACCUUUCGCAGGUGUUUUUUUGUACCUCCCAUGUGCAGCACACAGUACACAUUUCUGACAUGUGGAGAUGUUUGUUUUCUAGUUAUAAGAGUAACUGAUAAUGAAAACUACUGUAUUGUAAUGUCUGCUGAAGAUUUGAUAUAUUCUGUCAACAUGUUCAAGGAGUUUAAAUAUGAUCAUCAUGUGCUUGAUUCCUACGUAUCAGUUGGAGAGCUUGUCAAAAAGUGUCUUAAACUUCAGAUGUACAAACUCAUUUAUGGAGAAGUUUGGCUUGUCCUAUGGCUUGUCCUAUGAAUUUUUGUACAUGAGUUUGUAGCUUUUAGAAAUUGGGGUGUACAGAUAUUUUGCAUUUGAUGUAAUCUGUUAAUUUGUUUCACAUCUCAGCAUAAAAUGAAUUAGACACUUAACCGAGGGAUUCCAAGCACACUUUACAGGCAGUCAGCCAUGUGAAAACAUUUUACUGUGUACAGGCAACCUGAGGGACUCUUUGACCUGUAUGACAGUUUCUUUACUUUUGACUCUGUUAUCCUGUACAUUAUAUUUGAAAUAAGCCAGUGAGUGUCAUCUUUUAAUUCGAGGGUAAUUCAUCCAGAUUCAAUGAAGUGUAGGAACGAGAACCAUUUUUAUACACAACUUUUCCCUUUAGGAUGUCAAAGUUAAACUGGUAAUUGGUUCUUCACCCACUGUGUGCCAUUGCAUUGUCAGGUUAUGCACACGAGAGGCUGAAACCCCAGCCCAGCCUGGAUUCUACAUGUGGCUUCUGCCUCUGGAAUUUGUUGUUUCAUGAGUUCCAAAUAAAUUAAUAAAUUAAUUAAUCAGGGAUACUAACGAACAUAAGGAGUGCCACAAUUAACUUCUUCAUGCAUAAUCAUCACCAUACACAAACUACACCAGCACAACCUCAGAAGGUUUACUAUAAGAUAUAAACCAUGGGUGAGCCUCCAGAACAGGAAAAAAACAUAUAUACAUUUUACCUUAAAGAACCUCAAAAAGCCCAGAGAGUUUUGGAAUAAAGUUGAGUACAGAUGGAAUGAAGGUAACCAGACAGGAUGAGGAAAUAGAGGAGGGGAAAGGACUGUUCAUGUUGCAGUUCAUUUGUGAACUGUGGCCCAGACACAGAGGGCAGCCAGUGGAGCUACUCACUGAUCUCGGAUCAGAUGAACUGGCUGCGGCUGGCAGCAGGGGGGCCAAUUCUGCAGUGGGCACAAACAUCUUAACGGCUCAGAUCCAACUGAACGCUUCUGUAGAGGAAUGGGGCCCCUGGCAGCAAGACAGCAGGAAUAGGGCCCCUGGCAGUAUGACAACAGGAAUGGGGCCCCUGGCAGCAGGACAACAGGAAUGGGGCCCCUGGCAGUAUGACAACAGGAAUAGGGCCCCUGGCAGCAGGACAACAGGAAUGGGGCCCCUGGCAGUAUGACAACAGGAAUGGGGCCCCUGGCAGCAGGACAGCAGCCUGAAACUUGUUUGCUAUUAAAGCACACAUGCAAUUUUAAGGAACAAAUAGCGAAACGUUUUGGACCAAACAAUCCCAUUAUCUGGACUGAAACCAGUAUCCAGUCCACUUACAGAGGACACAGUGGGAAAAGAGUAAAUAAUGUCCACAUUUCAGAAUGGAGAGCAUUACGAGAGACUUCCAGCAUUUGGAGGUUGUCAGUGUGUUGAAGACACCAGACAGUUGUUGAAUAUAAUACACAUUUACAACCAUUUAAAACAUAUUUACAUCCAAAUCUAAAAAUAUCACAAGUUUAUUCAAGAUUAGGCCGUGUUCAUUCGUCCGUUUUGGAACCUGUAUAAAAAGCACUGUGGUUAGGUUUCUUCGAAAACUGAUGAAAAUAACUUUGAAUGAAAACCUCAUAGUCAUUGUUAAAGAUCCAAUGUGCUGGAAUUAAGAGCUGAACGAAAAUAAAUAAAAACAAACAACAAACACCAACUGUCAUGAUGAGUCACGGAAUGCACUGCAUUUGCGUUUUCUCUAAAUAGUUCAGUCCUAUUACACAGGCCUAUUUGCUGAAGCAAAUAAUUUUUUAAUUGUUGACCUUAAUGCCCAU
This is a messenger RNA of Electrophorus electricus (electric eel), 5484 nucleotides long. The record is from RefSeq and is a predicted model, not a curated record. NCBI's taxonomy places the organism in Eukaryota, Metazoa, Chordata, Actinopteri, Gymnotiformes, Gymnotidae.